AUGGUGAUAAAAAGUACAUUUUUAGGAGACCCCCAGCGAAUUUCCGGCUCAUUCGAAGGCGUAAUCAAUGGCAACUCGAUUGAUAGAACUGAUUUGCAUACGUUCAUCACAGCCACUGAUGGGCAUGCAUAUACAGCAGUUUCGAAAAUCCCCUCAGAUCUUGGAUCACCAUUUCUCAUCCUUAAUCCCAUAGGAUCUAUUAUGGGAUGGCUUUUUGCUGAUGUGCAAUCUCCGCGGGUCUACAAUGGCUUCCAGCUGACUGGAGGGCUCUUUAAUCGUACCGUAACCCUACACAUUGGUGACCGAUACCAAGUUUCGAUUCGACAAAAAUUUAGUGGACGAGAUAUCUACCAUUAUUUCAAAGCUACGGUCUUCGUGUCUGGCACUUUGCCAGAUGUGGCACCUGGAGCUGAAGUGCAGUUCCCUGAUUAUGAAGAAGAGUAUCGGAGGGAAAAACCAGGUCUCGUACGUUCCUAUACCGGCAUGGACAUUCUGUUGAAAGAAGGUGGAGAGACGAAAACAAUUCGAAUGACAGUCGAUCAACUUAUUCAAUUUGAUGAGUGUCCACAUAGGACGUUCGAAAAAGACGACGCUGUAGUGCUUCAUGUCAAGCGAGUCCAUGUCACAUAUGAUCCAAACGAGGGAAUCGUAAGGUGAGU
Cylicostephanus goldi is the source of this 659-nucleotide messenger RNA. NCBI's taxonomy places the organism in Eukaryota, Metazoa, Nematoda, Chromadorea, Rhabditida, Strongylidae. The record is from the annotation of a GenBank genome assembly.